AUGAAAUCCUUCGCCAUCGCGGCCGCUAUCCUGGCCACCACUGCUGCUGCCCUCCCGACCAAGAUCCUCAACGGCGGGUCUCCUGUCUCGAUCCCCUCGGGUGUUCCUUCUUGCCUGCCUUCGGGCAUCAUCCCCUCGGGCGUCCCGGUGCCGUCUGGCAUCCCGACCUGCCUGCCCUCGACCGACUCUAGCAGCCAGGGCACCAACGCCGCCUCCAACACCGCCUCUGGCGCUGCCCAAAAUGUCUUCACCGUGACCCACGAGUCGAGAGACAUCCUCGUCCAGCUUCAGCCCAAGUUUGCCGGCCUGCUGGAGAACGUCAACCUCCCCACUGGCUCUGCCCCCGUCGGCCAGGUCAUCUCGACCGCCUCGGAGCUCAAGGACCUGUCGAACCCCACCAGCUCGACCUCGGGCCUGCUCACCGUCGCCAGCCAGGGCCAGGUGUUCCUGAUCCAGCUGAACAAGACCGUUACCGACCUGCUCUCCAGCCUCGGCCUCGCUCAACUCCUGGGUCUUGACCAGGUUGGCCAGAUUGUCGGCUCCGUCCUCCCCGCUGCCCCCAGUCUCCCCGUCAAGCGCGACGCUGUCUCCGACGUGAUGACUAUCACCAACGAGCAGGGCGAGGAGCAGGUUGUCAAGCUCGAGGGCGGCCUCCUGAGCCUCCUUACCGGCCCCUCGCUCGCCACCGUCGAGGGCCCCAUCGGCAAGGCUGUCGGCUCUGCCCAGUCCGUUCCCGAGCUCAGCUCCCAGAUCCCCCAGGGUGCCGACGCUACCAAGUACAUCGCCGUUCUCGCUGAGGAUGGCUCGCCCCUCCUCGUCCAGGUCACCUCCACCACCGCCGCCGCCCAGGGCCUCCUGUCUGCGCUCGGCCUGUCCCAGAUCCAGACCUACGUUGGCCAGAUCACCAGCCCCGUCGCCGCCUCCGGUGCCACUGGUGCUCUCCCCAUCGCGUAA
Messenger RNA from Penicillium alfredii, 954 nucleotides. RefSeq lists its product as uncharacterized. The transcript has a single exon. The record is from RefSeq and is a predicted model, not a curated record. Bases 1 to 954 code for a protein of 317 amino acids. NCBI's taxonomy places the organism in Eukaryota, Fungi, Ascomycota, Eurotiomycetes, Eurotiales, Aspergillaceae.